Molecule: messenger RNA, 649 nt
Organism: Hibiscus syriacus
Lineage: Eukaryota; Viridiplantae; Streptophyta; Magnoliopsida; Malvales; Malvaceae
Product: transcription factor LAF1-like
Exons: 4
Coding region: 1-648 (215 amino acids)
Source: RefSeq, a predicted model, not a curated record
AUGACGGAUGUUAUUGUAGAUAUUAUGGUUAUCACCCAAAAGCUAAGCAGAGGAAAAGGCUUCUGGUCACCUGAAGAAGACCUAAAGCUCAGAAACUAUGUCCUUAAACAUGGCCAUGCUUGCUGGACCACUGUCCCCAUUAAUGCAGGUCACUUCAGGAAUGGGAAGAGCUGCAGAUUAAGGUGGAUUAAUUACCUGAGGCCAGGCUUAAAACGAGGGAUGUUUACGCCAUUAGAGGAGGACACAAUCCUCACACUUCAUCAUUCCCUAGGCAACAAGUGGUCUCAAAUUGCACAAUGUUUGCCUGGAAGAACUGAAAAUGAGAUCAAGAACUACUGGCAUUCAUAUCUGAAGAAGAGAGUCACAAAGGUUGAAGAAUUCGAAGUUCCUCAUUCCUUCCAUCACACAGAGAAAUCAUCAGUAUGUACUUAUCAAGCUAUUCCACCGCAUUUCGACAUCGGUAAAGAGCCUCCGAGAACCUCACUGCCAAGGCUUUUAUUUGCCGAGUGGCUAUCGGAAAAUAAGCCAGUGGCUACCUCGGGCGGAUUUAAUCAUAGCUCGGAUUCAAUCAUUGGUUCAUAUUCAGGAACAUUUGGUGGUGAUCUUCAAGAUAUACUGAGCAAUGCAUCAGUAAAUGAAAUGCUCUAAC